Messenger RNA from Cladocopium goreaui, 2733 nucleotides. NCBI's taxonomy places the organism in Eukaryota, Dinophyceae, Suessiales, Symbiodiniaceae. The record is from the annotation of a GenBank genome assembly.
AUGCCGGAGUUUACGGCGCAGCAGAUCUUGCGACUCUGCACCCACUUCCACCGUGCCUUUCUGAAGAAGGACAAGGGCCGCCUGGUGCAGCUGGCCGAGGAGCUGCGGCAGAAGCGGCACCUGCUGCGGGCGGCCGAGGUGUCGAUGACUUUGAAUCAUUUCGCCCAGCUGCAGAUUUUGGACCAUGCGUUGUGGAACGCCUUUUCAGAGGCUCUGGUGGAGACCUAUUUAGAACCAGACUGCAAAGCAUUGGGACUGGCAGCCAACGCCUAUGCCCGCGCCAUGCUGCAGCACCCCGAAAGCCUGGAAUUCGUGGCGCGCCAGGUAGAAGCGCUGGCCCGACAGCGAGAGAUGGAAGUGCGCAAUGUGGCCAUGAUAGUGAAUGGCUUCUCGAAGCUUCGUUUGCGGGACGCCAAUAUGAUGACGGCCAUCAGCGAACAGUUGAUCUGCACGGCGCAUGAAUUGAACGCUGUCGACUUGGCUACUGUGGCCAAUGGCUAUGCACGUCUCUGGCUCCACGAGUCGACCGUCUUUGAUGCCAUGAAGGAGCCGAUGAUGAGGGCCAUGCCAGACUUCAGCGUUCAGAACCUGGCUAUGGUGGCGCAUGCCUACGGCCGUUUCUUUCGACGCGAGGAAGACCUCUUGGAGGCCAUUUCUUUGGAGUUGAAGAAGCGCUGUGACCAGGGGCAGGCGGUUCCAGCCGAGAACUUGGGAUCCAUCGUCCACGCCUUUGCCAGUCGCCUCAAGUUCUGCCCCGAUGGCCUUCUCCGAGUGGUGGAAUUUAGCUUGCCCCGUGUGGCCAAGCAAAUGGUGUUGCCGGACACCAUCCUCACCCUCGGUGCCUUGAAACAUAUGCCGCAGGAGAAGCUUCGCGCACCGGAGUUCAACCAAGCAGUCUUUGGACAUUGCCUGCGGCAGAUGCCCAAGCUGACAAGCAGCGGCAUCGUUUGCGUCAUGGAAGCUGCCAGCCACCUGCACUACGACAGAGCCGCCUUUUGGUCCCAGAUGUUCGCAGCAGGUCUCCAGUCACUGCGCUCAAAGGCCUGGGAAGUGCCACAGCUCACGCAGCUGGCGAUGCUGCUGGCGGAGCUACAAGGACGUCAAACGCUGGAUGAAGCCAUUUUGGAGGCGAUGUCUUCAGCUCUCCUGGCACCAGGUGUGUUGGACCAUGCCCCGUCGGAGCUUCUGCAAAAGCUGCUGGAAGCGGUGCAACAACUGCCACUGGCACCAUUGAAGGUAGUGAGGAGAGAUGGCUCCAGCUGGGGAAGCAACAGGUGCGCCGCUAGCUGCGGACAGCGCGGUUGCUUCGGCAGUUGUGAAGGAAGCACUGCACCAAACAGCGGCGAGUCGAGGAGUACCGACCAUCGUUUCGAGCAGAAAAAAACACGUUGGGAGUUUGAUGCCUUUAAGGCGGCUUCAGUUGGAAUUCUGGUCCUAUGGUUUCUGUCAGAGAUGAAUUCCAGGAAACAAAAAACACUCUAUCAAGCCUCAAGCAUGUUUGAUGAAGUGAACCAAGGUGUUAACCCUGAUUUCCUACGAUGCGAUUUCGGAGGUUCGCCAUGUGCCCUGGAGAAGAUUGACAUGGCUGCCCGGGACGAUCCCAAGUGUUGGUCAUCGACGGAGCUGGAUGAGACGAUUUUCGUUCCCUAUGAUGAAGACGUCAGCGAAGGUGCAGCGGUGUUCAACAAUGAAACUCUCAGGGAGAUGAUGAUCACGCAUAAGCGUGGCAGUGGGGUCUUUGCCUUGAUCAUGUUUCCAGUGUACUUCUUGGUGGCGACUCAACACCAGUUCCGCUUCAUCCAUACCUGCAUCUUUUGGAUCAUCCCUCUAACCAUGGCUGGCUUUUGGACACAACUCUGUGGCGCCAAAGGUUACAACUGCAACACCUACAUGUCCAACUCCUCCAAGAUGUUGUUGUGUCUGAUGAGCUUGUUGAAUUCCACCAUUUCCUGGUCCGGUGAGAGGAACAGUCGCCUGAGAUUCUUGGCGCAAAGAUCGGUGCAGAUCUCGCGACAACGCAUUGAUUCCAUCGCCAGCACCUUGAUGCCGCCGCUGGUGGUGGAGGAGCUGAGAUCCUUGCCGCUGACGGCGGAACUGCCUUCGCACAAGUACAAGAGGGCGACCAUCGCUCAAUCUGACUUGUGUGGCUUCACAAAGCUUGCCAGCCAGCGGAAACCAGAGGAAGUGGUUCAAUUCAUUGGGGAACUCUUCGGAAAGUUCGAAGUCCUGACAGACAAACACCAGGUCUACAAAGUGGAGACGGUGGGGGAUGCCUACAUCGCCGGACAGGCAGACCUUCCCCUGACGCAGAAGAACCAUCCAACCAGUGUGGUUCUGUUUGGUUUGGAAAUGGUCAGCGAAGUUCACAGCUGGUCCGCCCAGCGAGGUUGGAGCGUCAGCUGUCGAGUGGGUAUCGCGCACGGCGAGUGCAUCGGUGGCAUCGUCGGUACUGAGAUGCAAAGGUAUCAUCUCUUUGGCGAGUUGAUGUCCGAACUGGAGGUUCUAGAGUCCACAGCACCGGAAGGCUGCGUGCAGGUGAGCACUGCCUGUAAAGAGGUGGUCGAAGAUCAAAUGCGUGCUGAAAGUAUCCCAAGUAAACUGGUGAGUUUCGAUCAUCGCCACCUACCCCAUCUCAUGACGUCCAAAGGUGAUGUCAUUCCCUUAGAGAAGGCCGGCGGCGCCACGUACAUCGUGCGCAGCGACUCCAUCUUCCGAGGUUGGGUUGGCGCAUGA